CACAACAGAAAACAGGCCACGGUGCUUUACUGUAAACAAAGCACAAACCAGCGCAACGUAACAACAGUAACUAUAACCAGUAGCCGACAACAUGAGAACAAGUAAAAAAAAAUUUUCACCACUUGUUGCCUUCUCUUUUGGUGUCAUUCAGCAGUGAGCCAUCUGGGUCAUGCGCCCAAGACUGGUUUUCGUUGCGUGGAGGAAAAUUAAUUACGCAGCAGGCGCGCGCAUCACGUCUAGGCGACAAGGCCGUUAUAUAUAAGGAAGCCUACAUCACCGAUUCCACCAAUUCUGUCGCUGCAAGCACACAAGAGGCAAACAAUACAAGAAUCUCCUUGUCUUGUUGAUUAUUCUUGCUUGUGCAACUCAGAAACAUCACGAUCUUAAACCAAUAACACACUAUGAAGGUAACUGUAUGUGGCGCUGCUGGUGGUAUCGGCCAGCCUUUGUCGCUGUUGCUCAAGCUAUCCCCCUAUGUGACCCAUCUGGCGCUAUACGACGUUGUGAACGCGCCAGGUGUAGGCGCAGACAUCAACCACAUCGACACGGAUGUCGUUGUGAGCUCGCACUUGCCUCAGGAUGACGGUCUGCAGAUGGCGCUGACCAAUGCCGACCUUGUCCUGAUCCCUGCGGGAGUCCCAAGAAAGCCGGGAAUGACCCGUGAUGAUUUGUUUGCCAUCAACGCUGGUAUCGUUAGGGAUUUGGCGCUGGCCGUUGCCACCCAUGCUCCAAACGCCAUGGUGUUGGUGAUCUCAAACCCGGUUAACUCUACUGUGCCAAUUGUUGCAGAGGUUCUGAAAAAGGCACAGGUGUUCAACCCUCGUCGCCUGCUCGGUGUCACGACGUUGGACCUCGUGAGGGCAAACACCUUCAUCUCACAGUUGUCACAGGGUAAGCUGAGUUCCAAACAGCUAAACGUGCCGGUAAUUGGAGGCCACUCUGGUGAAACCAUUGUACCGCUCUUUAGCAUCGGAUCCCCUGAAUUUUAUCAAUCGUUGAACGAUGAACAGAGAGAUGCAUUGGUUCACAGAGUUCAGUACGGUGGUGAUGAAGUUGUCCAGGCCAAGAAGGGUGCUGGCUCUGCUACUUUAUCAAUGGCAUACGCUGGGUUCCAAUUGGCUGAGAGGCUGAUGAAGAGCGCACACGGCGACAACGAAAGCGCCAAAUACGCUUCCAGCUUUAUCUAUUUAGAUGAUAGAAUCCCUGGUGCAAGCUAUGCAAAGGAAAAACUUGGUGUUGAUUACGUCUCCCUUCCAACUGUUAUUGGUGCCGAAGGAAUUGAAAGCAUUGAUUCUUCAAUCUUGGAUAAGAUUGACGAGCACGAGGAGGAGUUGUUGGAGGUUGCCAUUGACCAAUUGAAGACAAACAUUGCAAAGGGUGUCUCAUUCAUCAAGGGCACUGCAGCAUAAAACAGACGACGAAAACAAACCCCAUUUUACACCCAAUUAUUUAUGAACUUCCACUUAAUGACAACUUCAUGCCAGUAUCUUGUACAUUAUACACAAUACCAGCCACCGGUUUGCUGAUUUUGAUAUUUAUUCUUCUCUGGUUAUAGACUAAUACAAUCUUU
This is a messenger RNA of Williopsis jadinii, 1570 nucleotides long. It is a transcript of the gene MDH2, whose product is annotated as malate dehydrogenase MDH2. The coding region runs from base 402 to 1409 and encodes 335 amino acids. The transcript has a single exon. Gene Ontology annotation, molecular function: L-malate dehydrogenase (NAD+) activity. NCBI's taxonomy places the organism in Eukaryota, Fungi, Ascomycota, Saccharomycetes, Phaffomycetales, Wickerhamomycetaceae. The record is from RefSeq and is a predicted model, not a curated record. Gene Ontology annotation, biological process: tricarboxylic acid cycle; malate metabolic process. Gene Ontology annotation, cellular component: cytoplasm.